Chenopodium quinoa (quinoa) is the source of this 1982-nucleotide messenger RNA. RefSeq names its product MACPF domain-containing protein CAD1-like. Gene Ontology annotation, biological process: regulation of salicylic acid mediated signaling pathway; plant-type hypersensitive response. Gene Ontology annotation, cellular component: plasma membrane. Bases 1 to 1749 code for a protein of 582 amino acids. NCBI's taxonomy places the organism in Eukaryota, Viridiplantae, Streptophyta, Magnoliopsida, Caryophyllales, Amaranthaceae. The record is from RefSeq and is a predicted model, not a curated record. The transcript is spliced from 7 exons.
AUGGAUGGAAAUGAAGCAGCUUUGCAUACAGCUAUUAAUGCAAUUGAAGCUUUAGGAAGAGGUUUUGAUUUGAACUUUGAUACGAGGUUGUUGUAUUGCAAAGGAACUGCUGGGUCUAGGAUUCUCCAAAUUGAUGAAGAAACCACUUGGGAUUUAAGGUUGUCUAAUCAUAUGAUUAUCCCUAAUGUUCCUAGGUCUAUCAAAACUGAACACUUCCACGAAGGUCGGGAGAGUUUUAGUGUUUGCUCUUAUGAUGAGAUGGUGAAGCACUUUAAUAAAAAAGCUGAGCUAAUGGCUGACAUUCCUCUUGGAAGUUUCAAUUCUGCAUUUAAUUUUACUGGUUCGAAGCACAUUGAUGCAACAUCCACUAAAUCCUUAUCAGUGGAAGGGUUUGUCAUCCCACUUGCCAAAUUUCAGCUUGCUAAGUCUUCAUGGGUUCUACAGGAGAAUGUCAUCAGGGCUAUCCCUACUUCAUGGGAUCCGCCUUCAUUAGCUAGUUUUAUUGAAAACUUUGGGACACAUGUUAUUACAUCCAUUACCAUCGGUGGUAAAGAUGUAGUAUAUGUUAAACAGCAUCAAUCAUCACCUUUAUCUGCCAUGGAAAUGAAGAACUAUGUUCAAGAGAUUGGAAACCAGAGGUUUAUGCAAACCGACCCUCGUACAAGUUCAGGUCCAAUUAGAGUAAAGGAUAAGGUUGGAGAUUCAAGCUUGUUCAACAGCCAAGGAAUAUAUCCGCAACCGGCAAAUGUUCCAUCUCUUAAUGGAAAAGAAGAUAUCACUGUCAUUUUUAGGCGGAGGGGAGGUGAUGAUCUGGAGCAAAGUCACAAACAAUGGCUUAUGACUGUGCAUUCUUCUCCAGAUAUCAUUGAGAUGGCCUUUGUCCCGAUAACUGAUCUGAUUAAAGAUUUAGCAAGAAAAGAACACCUCAGCCGAGCAAUUAAUCUCUAUCUGGAAUACAAACCUCCGAUUGAGGAGUUAAGAUAUUUCUUGGAGUUUCAAAUACCCCGGGUAUGGGCCCCUAUGCACGAUAGACAUCCCGGUCAUCAACGAAAGGAACCUGUGUGUCCAUCUUUGCAGUUUAGUUUAAUGGGGCAGAAGCUUUAUGUUAGCCAAGAGCAGGUUCCUGUAGGGCGUAAACCUGUAACUGGACUAAGAUUAUUUUUAGAUGGAGCCAAGCAGAACCGAUUAUGUAUUCAUCUUCAGCACCUGGCAUCUCUCCCAAAAAUCAUGGUUCCAUAUUGGGACUCUCAUGUAGCAAUUGGUGCACCCAAAUGGCGUGGACCUGAGGAACAAGAUAGUCGGUGGUUUGAACCUGUGAAAUGGAAGAACUUUUCUCAUGUGAGUACUGCUCCCAUCGAGAGCCCUGAGACUUUUGCUGGAGAGCUUUCUGGAGUCCACAUUGUCACAGGAGCUCAGCUCGGAGUGUGGGAUUUUGGAUCAAGAAAUGUCUUGUACAUGAAACUCCUUUACUCUAGGCUUCCAGAAUGCACCAUAAGGAGGUCAUUGUGGGAUCAUUCUCCAGCAGAAAAACCCAAGAAAUCGGGUGGUUCAGAAAGCACUUCUGGUGUGUCAAGUUCAGGCUCAUCGGAAAGUGUCAACGGCAACAAGUUGGUCAAAUUCGUUGACAUGUCAGAAAUGAUGAAGGGCCCAGAAGAUCUCCCUGGUCAUUGGUUGGUAACGGGUGGAAAACUGGGUAUUGAGAAAGGGAAGAUUGUUUUGAGAGUGAAGUAUUCAUUGUUAAAUUAUUAAGGAUUUUAGUUUCAUGUUUUUGUGCAGUUGUUGCGUCUAGUUUGAUGUUUAAUGCAAGUGAAUUGGUUUAAGUAGCUGUGUAAUUUGUUGUCUGGCUAUCAGGGGAUUGAUAAAUGUGCAUUUUUUCCAAUUUUGGUGUUAGUUAUCUAUUCAGCUACCAUUGUAAAGUUUGUAGAUAAUGCUAAUUUUGCUUGUAUAAGUUACCUUGAAAAUGAUGUUCGAGUUUCCUAAAA